AUGUGCCUUGUAGAGCCAUCGCCUACUAUUUCGAACAGCGCUGUAACUCACAAGAGUGGCUUGUAUAAUACUUCCGUGGGCGCUGCUUUUCCAAGACGGCCGGCCGGUUCGAGAGAGUGGAAGCGCUUGGCGGUCACUGAAAAUCUUCCCCGCCGCAACUCCGAGCCGAACAUUAACUACUCUGAACUUAUUGAGAGAUCACAAUGUCAUAUUUCCAUGGAAGCAACUCCAUCGCGACCCAAACGUCGUUCCCGCUCCGGCUGCACAGAAUGCCGUCAGAGACACCGCAAGUGUGACGAGCGAAAGCCCACCUGCUCAGGCUGCCUACGCUCCGGUAGGCAAUGUGUCUACACUCUGCGCCUUACAUGGGGCGGUCGACCUUUUUCCAAAUCGCGAUUCGGCGAAUGCCUUCGAAACGACCCUGGGCUGGUUCAAGUUCCCUUUAAUCCAACCUCUGGUGACAAGGGAGCUUUCGUCUAUGGCUCUGGAAAGCCCUCCAAACCUGCUUCUGUGCCGCAGCAGCUGUCCAGUGAUUCCAGCUACACUGGAGACACCAUUAAUUUCGACCGGACGGAAGCCGAGUGCUCACUUUCAGCAGCUGUGUUCCCUUUGCGCCCCCAGAGAGUUAACCAAGCUCCGAACAGCGUCAUUCCACGAAACCCGUACGAAUUGCAAUGGAUCCCACCUGCGUAUCGGUUCCUUUUGGACCAUUUUAUGUCUUGCACAACCCUCUCUCUGUCUUGCCAUCCAAUGAUCCAGCGUACAUAUUGCUCUGUACUUAUCCCUAUGGCCCUUCAGACAUCCCACUUAUUUGUCGCCCUAUUAAGUCUCGCAGCAACGCAUCGAAUAUGCUUGGGUAUGGAUCAGAGCAUCACGCAGCUCGACUGGCUUAAGUUUACAAGUUUGCGGCAGCUUCAGGCCGCUUUGGCGCAGCCGAGAAAAGAAUUGAAUCACGCAGUUAUUGCCACCACUCUAACAUUAUGCACCGCCGAUAUUGUAUCCGACGGUCGGAGUCCAGGCUCGUGGAGAUCACAUUUACAUGGAACGGCGGCGAUAAUAGCCGAGCAUUUGCAAAAUGCCAGGAAUUCCGGGUCCUCGCUGUCAGAGGCUACUCUAUUGCUUUGGCGCUGGUAUCUUUCUAUAGAAACCAUUACUCUAUUGAGCGGGAAUUUGGUUAUCUCUCCGGGAUCGCGAACAGUCCUUCAGCUACGGCGCUUGAUAGGUAAUGAUGAGAUCGACGAUCUCACCGGAUUUUCUACGGCGCUUAUACCCAUCUUCGGUGACAUUAACCUCCUCGCUGUCGAAUCUGGACUGAGCGGAGAGCAGCAAUGUCCGACAGGUACUGACGAUAUUUCGAGCAUUCCCAAUGACAUAAUUCGCGAACGAUGCUUCAGAAUGAUAGAGAACAUCAGCUCCAUGCUUGCCUCUCAUGAGCCACGAUUUCGCCCAACGAUCGACGCCUCCCUGUCCAGUCUCCACCGAAUUGACUUUGCAGCUGUCGAUGAAACUUACCAUCACGUCGCUCUCCUUCAUCUCUACAGGCGCGUCCUAAAUCUCCCUUCUUCGAGCACUUUAGUGCAGAAGUCUGUGCAGCAGAUCAUCCAUCGAGUAUCAGCCAUACACUUCCUACACGAGCCGUGUCCGGGCGUGGCUGUUCUACAACCACUGUUUGCUGCGGGAUGCGAGGCGUGUGAUGCCGCGGACCGUGAUGACGUCCGAACCCUCCUCUCCAGAAUUGAGUCUCAGUACGGAAUGGGAAAUGUUAGGAGCGCAAGAGCGUUUUUAGAAGAUCUGUGGAUCAUGAGAGAUGAGAGCGGAGACUUUGAGGGAAGAAUGAGGUGGGAUAAGGUCAUGGUUGAGAAAGGAUUGGACAUCCUUCCGUACUAGCAUAAGUCGCUGGGGCGAACUUGACUGCGUUAAACAUGUGGGGGAGCUGAUCAGGCAGAAACCGCGCAUGGAAUGCUUCGCCGAUCCUACAGUCAAGGGUAUGGUCGUGUAGAAAACUACCCUGGCGAAUUUACCUCGUUAUCUAUCCUCGUGUGGAGCAGCCCGAUACCGCCCUAUUCACCUCUACAUUAAAGGCUGACGGUUUUACGAAUUUCCAGCCGAG
Messenger RNA from Coccidioides immitis RS, 2110 nucleotides. RefSeq lists its product as uncharacterized. Lineage: Eukaryota; Fungi; Ascomycota; Eurotiomycetes; Onygenales; Onygenaceae. Gene Ontology annotation, cellular component: nucleus. Gene Ontology annotation, molecular function: zinc ion binding; transcription cis-regulatory region binding; DNA-binding transcription factor activity, RNA polymerase II-specific. Bases 1 to 1887 code for a protein of 628 amino acids. The record is from RefSeq and is a predicted model, not a curated record. The transcript is spliced from 5 exons. Gene Ontology annotation, biological process: positive regulation of transcription by RNA polymerase II.